AUGGGGAGGACAAUUCAUCUUUCUGGGUUCCCUUCUAAUGUGACUGUGAAAGAGGUUAAGACAUUUCUAGAGGGUCACACUGGCACUGGAACUGUUUAUGUGCUUAAAAUUGGGCAAGUCAAGAAUCAAAGGCAAGAUAAGAAGACAUUUGCUUAUGCUAAUGUGCAAUUCACAACUACUAACAGUGCUGAACUUAUAACCUCUUUGGUUAAUGGGCACUUGAAGUAUGGAAAUUCUAUUCUUAAGGUUUGGGAUGAACGCGAUAUAGUUACCGAGCCAAGGCUUUCGAUUCUCACUUUGGAGCAUACAAGAUUGCAUUUUGGUUGUCAAGUUUCAGGUGACCAAUUCUCUGUUCUCUACAGAGGGAAGGAUGUUGUGGUGAAAUUUGGAUUUGAAAUGGAGAAAAUAUACUUCUUCCUGUCUUAUUGUGGUGUAGAAUAUAAACUUGAACUCUUUUAUGAGGACAUAAGGAAAAUCCAGCUUCGUUGUCCAAAUGAUCAACAGAGACAAAAGUUUAUACUACUUCAGGUGCUUGGUGUUCCUCGGAUCUAUAAGAAACCUGUAUCCUCUUCUGAGCUUAUGUUUGAUCCCAAUUUAAACUAUUUUAAGGAUGGUUCAGAUUAUCUGUGGGAUAGAGCAACAGAUUUUACUCGUUCAUGUGGUAUUGGACAAUCUUCUGCCAUGUGUUUGGAGCUUCCAUACAGCUCUGCACUUCCAGAUUUUAAAAAAUACUUUGUCAACUAUGAAGAAGAUAUAGGUCAGUUCAUCGUGAAGACUGGAUCAUCAUUUUCCAAUAAUUUGGAUCUAGUCCCUAUUGUUGGACCUCCUGAUGUUCCUGAGUUGCACAGAUUCCCAUUUGAAAUCCUGUUUAAGGUUUGUUCCUUGGUUCAGAAUGGAUGCCUUGCAGGGCCAACACUUGAUGCCAAUUUUUUCAAGUUGGUUCACCCUUCUUUUGUUCCAGUUAACUACAUAGAGCAUGCUUUGGAGAAAAUGUAUCAUUUAAAAGAAUGCUGUUAUGAACCUAUUGAGUGGCUCCGUGAGCAAUAUGAAAGAUACCACAGAUCCAAUGGUAUUCCUAGUUCCCCUGCAAUUUCCUUGAAUGCCGGCUUGGUAUAUGUUCGCAGGGUUCAAAUAACCCCUAGUAAAGUGUACUUUCGGGGUCCAGAGCUUAAUCUUUCAAAUCAUGUGCUACGUAACUACCCUAAGUACAUUGAUAAUUUCAUUCGUGUAACUUUUGUUGAUGAGAAUUUGGAUCAAAUGCGUUCAACAGAUUUAUCUCCACAUAAGUUUUCUACCAGCGAAGAAAGGCAUACUGGAAUUUAUAACAGGAUACUUUCUACUUUAAGAAAUGGCAUAGUUAUUGGAGAAAAGAGGUUUGAUUUUCUUGCCUUCUCAACAAGUCAGAUGCGUGGUAGUUCUACAUGGAUGUUUGCUAAAACAGAUGAUGGGCUUACGGCAGCAAAGAUCAGAGAAUGGAUGGGUGAUUUUCGUAAAAUAAGAAAUGUGGCAAAAUAUGCUGCUAGAUUGGGUCAAUCUUUCAGCUCUUCCAAGGAAAGUCUUCAAAUUUAUAAACAUGAAUUUGAAAUUAUCCCUGAUAUAGAGCUGGAAAGAGGACAGAUGAAGUAUGUUUUCUCAGAUGGUAUUGGUAAAAUUUCUGCCGAUUUUGCAAGGAAAGUUGCAAUGAAGUGUGACUUAAAAAGUUCUACUCCAUCUGCCUUUCAAAUAAGAUAUGGUGGUUACAAGGGUGUUGUGGCUGUAGAUCCUACGUCUGCAAUGAAAUUAUCCUUGAGAAAGAGCAUGUGUAAGUAUGAAUCACAGAACACAAAACUAGGUGUUCUGACAUGGAGCAAGUAUCAGCCUUGUUUCCUCAAUCGUCAGAUAAUCACUCUUUUAUCAACACUUGGAGUCAAAGAUCAUAUUUUUCAAGAGAAGCAAAGGCAGGCUAUAGAGGAACUGGAUGCUAUUCUAACCCAUCCAUUAAAGGCACAGAAAGUAUUAGAGCUGAUGUUUCCAGGUGAAAACAGUAAUGUUCUCAAGGAAAUGUUGAUGUGUGGCUAUAAGCCUAGUGCUGAACCAUUCCUUUCAAUGAUGCUACAAGCAAUCCGAGCAGAAAAGCUUGAAGAACUGCGAACAAAGACAAGGGUAUUUGUUCCAUAUGGAAGAUCAUUGAUGGGAUGUCUGGAUGAAACUCGAACCUUGGAAUAUGGGCAAGUAUUUGUCCAAGUUUCUAGCAUUGGGCAUAAACAGUUUCAUGAUAAUUCCCUUUUUAAGUUUGGCAGAAAUGAAUCAGACCAGCAAAAAUGUAUUGUUAAGGGAAAGGUAAUUGUUGCUAAAAACCCAUGCUUGCAUCCUGGUGAUGUGCGUGUUUUGUGUGCCAUUGAUGUCCCAGCAUUGCACCAUAUGGUGGAUUGCGUUGUUUUCCCACAAAAAGGAGCAAGACCACACCCAGAUGAAUGUUCAGGGAGUGAUUUAGAUGGAGAUAUAUAUUUUGUAAGUUGGGACCCUGCACUUAUUCCACCUCGUCAAAUCGAACCCAUGGACUAUCUUGCAGCACUACCUUCUUACCAGGACCAUGACGUUACGAUUGAGGAAGUUGAAGAGUAUUUCACAAACUACAUUUUCAAUGAAAGGCUUGGAAUGAUUGCAAAUGCUCACAAAGUGUUUGCUGAUAAGGAACCAAACAAGGCAGAAAACAAAAAAUGUUUAGAGCUUGCAAGGCUACACUCAAUUGCCGUCGAUUUCCCAAAGACCGGUGUACCAGCAGAAAUUCCAGGUCAUCUACAUGUCAAGGAAUAUCCAGAUUUCAUGGAAAAACUUGACAAACCAACCUAUGAAUCGCCGGGAGUGAUUGGAAAACUAUAUAGAGAGAUAAAAGACAAAUCAUCAGACACAGACACGUCUUUUAUAAGAUUUACUCGGGAGGUGGCAAGAAGAUCUUAUGACACUGACAUGGAGGUUGAUGGCUUUGAGAAUUACAUCAAUGAUGCUUACCAAUACAAAGGUGAGUAUGAUUCUAAAUUGGGAAACCUAAUGGAUUAUUAUGGGAUCAAAAAUGAGGCAGAGAUCCUCAGUGGUAGUAUCACAAAGAUGGCGAAACCAUUCACUAAGAAAUGGGAUGUAGAGGCAAUCAGAUUGGCAGUUAAGUCUUUAAAGGAGGAGGCAAGGAGAAGGUUUAAUGAGGGACUUGGGGAAGAUUCAUCUCCUGAUGAGGUAAAUGCUAAGGCAUCAGCUUGGUAUCAUGUAACAUAUCAUCCUGAUUAUUGGGGACGCCACAGUGAGGGAAUGAAUAGGGAUCAUUUCCUGAGUCUUCCAUGGUGCAUCUAUGACAAGCUUAUAGAGGUCAAGAAGGAGAAGCAGCAUCAGAAGAAGGUCACAUCAUUUAUCAUUGCUGGAAUGCCAAUUUGCAGAUGGUUUCAGAAUCAGUUGAUUCGGUUAAUUAAAUUACUGAUGUUGCUUGUUUUGUUGUAUGUUUUGACUGGGAAAAACUAUUUAGAUGUGUAAAAAUUUAGGGUUUGACAGAAAUACUGAAUGUAAUGUAAACAGGGAGGCUUGAUCAAACUAUGGUGAUUCUAGUUG
Telopea speciosissima is the source of this 3576-nucleotide messenger RNA. Its product is annotated as probable RNA-dependent RNA polymerase 1. Bases 1 to 3501 code for a protein of 1166 amino acids. Gene Ontology annotation, biological process: siRNA processing. Gene Ontology annotation, molecular function: nucleic acid binding; RNA-directed RNA polymerase activity. The record is from RefSeq and is a predicted model, not a curated record. Lineage: Eukaryota; Viridiplantae; Streptophyta; Magnoliopsida; Proteales; Proteaceae. The transcript has 4 exons. Gene Ontology annotation, cellular component: nuclear RNA-directed RNA polymerase complex.